Messenger RNA from Ceratosolen solmsi marchali, 505 nucleotides. RefSeq lists its product as uncharacterized. Lineage: Eukaryota; Metazoa; Arthropoda; Insecta; Hymenoptera; Agaonidae. The transcript has 2 exons. The coding region runs from base 21 to 407 and encodes 128 amino acids. The record is from RefSeq and is a predicted model, not a curated record.
UCGUUCUCAUAUUAUAUAAAAUGAAAUUCCUAAACAUUAAAAAUUUAGAUAAAGAUAUCGAAGAUAAUAAUUUCCUCUGGAACAAUUAUGAUAACAGAUAUAACCCAAUUCGCAUUCGGCAUUAUCGAAAGUCAUCUUCAAAAACUUCAAACAUUUACAAAAUUUCAUCGAAUGGAAGUUCCAAGUUCGUCUUUAUAUGUCCACCACGUAAGAGUGCGGAGCGCGAGCAUGUACCAAACAUUUUCGUUCACGCCUUGCGCCUCAUCCUCAGCGGUUUGAUCAUCCUGGACACGUUUCAUAUUUGGCCCGGUGAAUUUUUGCCCAAUCAAAUACCUGUGGUACCACCACCCCCACUGCCUCCGAUAAAGUCCAAUAUAAUUGAGCCCCUAUGGUGCGAUAAUUGUUAAUAGCGUUGAGAAUCACAGAGUCUCGGAUAAACAAACCUGGGGCACAAUAUUGCAUUUAUAUUUUCAUGUCACAUCGGUCCUUUCAUUGCAAAAUUAUG